Molecule: messenger RNA, 303 nt
Organism: Rasamsonia emersonii CBS 393.64
Lineage: Eukaryota; Fungi; Ascomycota; Eurotiomycetes; Eurotiales; Trichocomaceae
Exons: 4
Coding region: 1-303 (100 amino acids)
Source: RefSeq, a predicted model, not a curated record
AUGAGUACAGCUGUAGCUUUAGAUGCUAGCAAGGGAGACAUGGUGUCGCAUCUCUGCAGACCUGACACCGAGAUGGUUGAAUACAUAUAUCUAUGUAUGUAUCCCGCCAUAGAACAAAGGACUGCAGAAAGGAGACUUGUCUUCAUCCCAUCUGUCACCCGCCCGAGCACGUCCGUUUCCGCCCUCGAGCUAAAAUCAAAUAUCGAUAAUGAUGAUGGUUCGACGUCUUUAUUAGUUGUUGACGAAGUUUACGAAAUUCUCGGGACUGAUUGGUUAGCGGCCUUGCUCGGUGUAAAUUCAUAA